Helicoverpa zea (corn earworm) is the source of this 5105-nucleotide messenger RNA. RefSeq names its product zinc finger protein 43-like. The transcript is spliced from 2 exons. The record is from RefSeq and is a predicted model, not a curated record. Bases 208 to 2541 code for a protein of 777 amino acids. NCBI's taxonomy places the organism in Eukaryota, Metazoa, Arthropoda, Insecta, Lepidoptera, Noctuidae.
ACAGAACUAGAAUGCAACAGAAAAUUAUUUCCUGUUGUAUUCAGCAUCAAUUUUUAUAUUUGGGUUUAUUUCUGCAUAUAACAGUGUUAAUUGUUGACUAAAUAACCGAUUGACUACAAGUGUUGUUUACUAACAAGUGAGGAAUACCAGCAGACAGCAAGGAAACCAUCAUGUCAACUUGACCAACAGACCUAUAGAAGCAUCAAAAUGUUCACAAACACACUGGAUUUCGUCUGCGAUUACUGCUCGCGAACUUUCACAAGAAAGUACAAUUUACAAACACAUAUAGAAAACUGUCAUAUCAAUUCAUCUUGUCAAUGCGAGGUCUGUGGUCAGAAUUUUGGCAGCCCAGCCGGCUUGCUUCAACAUUUGGGCAGAGGCCAUAAUUCUUACAGCCAACCGUUCCCAGAAUGCGACCUCUGUGGUCGUAUUUUCACUAGAAAACAAAAUAUAGUCUCUCAUAUGAUAACGGUCCAUUUACAAGGAUUGGGCUACGCGAUUAAGUGUCGCUUAUGCGAAAAAACAUUUACAACGGAACGCAAUUUGAAAAGGCAUAUGAAUCAGUUGCAUAAUCCUGAUAUUGAGUAUCCUACUUGUAAUGAUUGCCAUAAGGUUUUUAGAGGAAAACAUUCAUUGAUCGCCCAUAUACAAUCCGUUCACAGCGCCACAGAGAAAGAUGUAAUAAAAUGCCAUUUAUGUGAAAAAGUGUAUACAAAUAACAGAAACUUGAAACGGCAUGUUGAAAUGUUUCACGGUGAAAAGGGAGAAUUUAGAUGUGAUAUAUGCCCUAAAGUUUACACGUCUAACCAGAGUUUAAGACGUCACGCUAGAACGAGACACAGUACGGACAACCAGGAACAAUUAACUUGUAACUUCUGUAUGAAAGUGAUAAUCGGUAGAGAGAAUUUCGAAAGCCACGUGCAAUUCCACCACCAAGAAUUAGAAGUUGAGAUAAAAAAGGAAUUUGCUUGCGAAACUUGCGGCGAAAGUUUCUUAGAAGAACCUUAUUUAAGGCAACAUGUAAAAACCGAACACUCGUUUAAAACGUUCUACAAGUACUGUAAAAAGUCUUUAUUAAAACAGUAUAAGGUUGAUAAUCAUACGAUUUACAACUGCGAAUUCUGUCAUAGUUCAUUUUUAACAGUUUACGAGCUUAAAGACCAUAUGCGUCUAAACCAUGAUACAGAAUACUCUCUGUCGACCUGUAAUGUGUGUUUCAACAAGUUUUUCAGCAAAGAAUCUAUGUCUGCACACAAAACUGUCUGCAUACCACCCGCAAACGUUAAUAAAUGCAGUCAUUGCGAUAAAUUGUUCACGGAUAUAUCCAGUUUGGAAUUUCAUACAAGGAUUUUUCAUCCUCAAGCUCAAAUCGCGGAUUCUAACAUAUCUUCGACGAAUAUUGAAGACGAUUCCGUAUCUUUUAAAUGUGAACAUUGUGAUAGAAUUUACUACAGCGACAGAUCUUUAAAACAUCAUAUUAAACUAAAACAUACGACUGAUGAGGAGGUAGAAUGCCAACUAUGCGGAAAAAUUUGUAGUAACAAGUAUUAUCUCGCUUCUCAUAUUAAAAUCGUCCAUAAUAACGACUCGUGGUCCCGUUGUGAAUACUGUGACAAACAGUUCAAAUCUAAAAGAAAUAUUCGCAGACAUGUAGAAUAUACGCAUUUGGGAAUGCAAAGAUACAAGUGUAUAGAAUGCGAAACGUUAUUCAAAGAGAAAAGAAGUCUCAGAAAACAUGUUAGAACGAAACAUCCUAACUCUGCAACGUUUCCGCAAUGCCAUAUUUGUCAUAAGCGGUUUGAGUCUGCAAAAUCUUGUAAGAUCCACCUAAAGUUGCUACACUCUUUCAAUAUGAAUACGUACCCAUGUCAUCUAUGUUCAGUUUCUUUUGGCUCAAAUGAAGCUUUGUCGAUACAUCUCCAAACCAAACACUUAGCCGAAGAUGAAAUUUACAAAUGCGAGGAAUGCAACUUAGUAUUUAAGGGACACGAAAAAUUUGAGGCCCACAACGAAAUAUGCCACGUGAACUUAGUUCCUAAUAUUAAACAGAAAAUCUUACCGCGCUGUAUUCUCUGUAUGAAGGAUUUUAGUACUAGAAAAACUUUGAAACGCCAUAUUAAGAAAUUUCAUGAGGAUUUUGACGUGGAUGAACUUGCUACUUUUGGGUCUAGACGGCGCACUUUUACAGUAGAAUGUGAAAAUUGUAUUAAGAACUUUAAUGAUGAGUUUUACUUCAAUAUCUAUAAUAAGUUAAAACAUUUGCGCGAUUCUGUGAUUUUCAAAUGCGAGUUUUGCUACGUUUCGUAUAAUUCUUUAGAAUUUGCGAUUCAGAGGUAUAAAGUUACUAACGCAGAUGGUUGCAAAAGUAAAAUGAUUUUAAGUGAGUUGUGUACGGCAGAAAUGAGUGAAGAAGAAAAUGAUUUUUCUAACUUCGGGGCGUUACAUGAUAUGUUGCCUGAGAGUACUACUGCGGAUAUUAAGUUAGAACCUCCUGAGGAGUUGAAUGAGAUCCAAAUUAAGUUGGAACCGGCUUCGCCUUGAUCGAAAUUUCUUUAAAUAUGUAGUAUUUAUACUCGAUUUGAGAAGGCACUUAACCAAAGGUUAACAAUCUUCGAUUGUGCAUUUCAUAGAAAUACAACUGGGGGAAAUAGCCGCGAAUCGCUUCGAGAAAAGGAUAGUACGGCCGUGCCCGCUUUGCUCGAGACUUGGCAGCGGCACUGCCGUGCCCCCAGAAACAAAUGACAACAAAUUAACUACUGCUUAAAAUAAUGAUUCUUACUUUUUGUAAUAUUUUUAUUUCCUUUUUUAUUUUUGAAAUGUAUUUUAAUCAAGAUUGUUUGUCUUUAGUUAAGUAUCUUCUCAAAUGCAGUUUAUUUUGAUAAAAAUUAUGCUCAAAAAGAGACGAUUGAUGCCCCAAAAAAUUGCAAUAAUGUUUUGUAAAUAUUGCGUAUAGGUACAAUAGAAGUAUUAUUGAAGGAAUUUGUCAACGAAAGAGAUCUGAAGUAUAGAAAGACUGAAGCUUAGACUCAAUUAAAGCGUAGCGGAGAAGUUUUUAAACAACCAAUAGCAUGGAGUUUCUGGCUCGUUCUUCUCCGUAGGAAGCUACUUUUGGAAUGGGCAACUAGAAUCAAACCUAGUUAUAUUUUUGACGUUCAUAAGUGCUUGUAAGGGCCUAAAUGAAAUAAAUGAUUUGAUUUAGUAUUUCAAACAUCUCGUCUCCGCCCACGGAGGAAGGAAAGAUAGCGUAGAUGUCAUAAGGAAGGUAGAUCAGGCGCCUUCUUGUAGCUCAAGCAACGUAUCGCAGACGUGAUCAGUUACUAGAACUGACGAGACCUUCGGGUUCCUUGUGAAAACAAAACCAAACUGUCGAAGAUUGGUCUUAAUUGGUGAUUUUAUUUUGAAAAUAUUGGGCGGUUUCUAAAGAAAGUGUAAGUGCGGAGCUAGUAACGUUCCUCGUCCCCCUCGUACCCGCAUGUUGUCGCGCUACUUUCUUAAGAGAUUUUGCGUUAUGACAUCUCCGCUAGUCUUUUGUUCUCAAUGAUAGUAUCCUUGAGCGAAGAUAUUCUAUUGGUUGUUUGAAAACUCUGAUGCACUUUGGUGGGUAUGAAAAGUAAGUGAGAUGGUUGUUUAUGUAGAUAGAAGAUAGAGUAAGAUUGAGUCAGUCUUAAAGUUCGUGUAAAUAUAGUAUGUAUACAAGCUGUUGAUUUGCAUUUGUGCAAAUAUCAGGAGGUUGAAUUCAUAAAAAAUAUAAAUUCUAAAAAAAACGUAAUCGCUUGGAAUUGUAGUAGGCGUUGUCAUUGUAAUGUCUUAGUAUUUCAGAAGCAACCCAAUUUUAUGAGUGAUUGUUGCGUAUGCUUUGUGUGAGGGCUCAGCACGGUUUUAAGGCGUAUCACACGCGCCGAGUUUAAAUACGGGUAGGUGACAUCGACGGGUUUCCGAAAAAAAAUAAAAAAAAAAAACGUACCAAUUUUUUUGUUAAUUUGGGUCGAGAAUCAUUAGCAUUAUUACGUCCUUGAAUAUUGCACGGAUGCAAAUCAACACCUUGUAUUAACUAAGCUGCUGAAUAAAUGUAAGCUAUAAGUUUGUGAAUCAAAAUUAGCAUGAAAUAAUGGUGUGGGUAGGUUCCCAGCCGUCAUUAGGUAAUAGGUUUGACUUGUACUAUACCUAGUUUAGUAUUAUAGAGAUAGACAUGUUUAUGAAAAUUUCUAUUCAUUAAGUUUGACUGAUAAUCUCAUACUUAGUAAGUUUUUAGAGUAAAAUAUCUGUCUAAAUUAUGUUUGAUAAUUUUGUAUCAAUUGGAGACAUAUUACGGUCCAAUUUAACGAAAAAAUAAAAGCCCGCUUAAACAACUGUUUAUUUUCAAAGAACGUGAAAAUUGAAAGUAGACAUUUGUUUUAAGAAAACUGACAUUUAUGUUGUCUGUGUACUUGGGCCUUAGUCGCAAAUAUGUUCAUUAUUUUAUUGUAUUUUGACUAGUGAUCUCGAGAACUUAAAUUUUACUUAAAAAAUCUGAUCUUGCAGUUUCCAGCGCCUAUUGAAGGCAUGGUAUUUUGAGAGGUACCCAUGCAAAAAUGUAACUUAAUAGUACAGCAAUAAGCUUGAAAUUUUAAUUCUCGAUUUGAAAGGGAGCAGAUUCUCAGUUUUAUACUGCUAAAAAAACAUUGAGAUUGAAUUUUCAAAUAAAUAAAUAAAAUACUGCGCCUUGAAAGCCAACACGGCUCUGGGCCUUAAGUGUAAUCUAUUGAAAUGAAAUGUAUUUUUUUUUCUAUUUAUUUUUUUUACCUGUUAAAUGCCUAUAAACUUUAAGAAUAUACAUUAUUAUUUUCUUGUAUAAAAUGUAUUUUCAAUGUUUAAUAUCAACACUAGGACUUGGCUAUGCACUCUACCGUGCACCCACAUUUUUACAAGUGCUGGCAGUAAAAAUAUUAAAAUAGGAAUUAGUGUAAGAGCACUCUUGUGUUCGGAAAUUGUAUAAAAAUACCUAUUUCUUUGAUCUGAGAAAAAUACAUAGAUUAUAGACUGAAUUGAUGAUAAGUAUUCGAUCAAAAAGUAUUUUGUGUUUAUUUACAACUUAUUACUUUUAUUAUAGUUUUUUUUUCAAACAA